Molecule: messenger RNA, 204 nt
Organism: Dacryopinax primogenitus
Lineage: Eukaryota; Fungi; Basidiomycota; Dacrymycetes; Dacrymycetales; Dacrymycetaceae
Exons: 2
Coding region: 1-204 (67 amino acids)
Source: RefSeq, a predicted model, not a curated record
AUGCCUCUGGAUACCGUAGUACGAGAAUAUCCUCGAUUAUGCGCUAUUCUCGCCCUCCUCCCUAUGCUCGUCAUAUGGGCAACAGUGCGCCUGCUGUACGUUGACUAUGGCGUUCCUGGCUCACUGGCCCUCUUCGGCGGUGUCUUCGGCGAGUUUGUCAUUGAACCUGAAGCUUUAAUUUCUAACUGGCGCGGUGUUAUAUAG